Cicer arietinum (chickpea) is the source of this 2269-nucleotide messenger RNA. Its product is annotated as transcription factor TCP4-like. The record is from RefSeq and is a predicted model, not a curated record. Gene Ontology annotation, cellular component: nucleus. NCBI's taxonomy places the organism in Eukaryota, Viridiplantae, Streptophyta, Magnoliopsida, Fabales, Fabaceae. Gene Ontology annotation, biological process: regulation of secondary shoot formation. Gene Ontology annotation, molecular function: sequence-specific DNA binding; DNA-binding transcription factor activity.
UUUUUCUUCUUCUUCUUCUUCUUACUAAAUUUUUUCUUUGCAGAACCUUCUGAACUCAUGUGACAUAGAUCACUGAGUUCAAUGUCCUAUUAUAGUUUCUGUUUUUACCCCUCCCAUUAUACUCAAUGUUCAAGUUGAAACUUUUAAAAAAAUUCUGCAUAUUCUUCAGAAAUUUUUGAGAUUUUUACAUAAUAAAGAACACCAACAAUCUACUACUAAUUUAUUCUUAUGUCCUUUUACUAUCUUAUAGCACAUGAGUUGGUUGCAUAUUCCAUAAAAAAAAAAAAAGCAUUAUGUAAUUCACUUUUUUGUAUCUAUAUUUAUAUUCAUUCACAUGAUAUGAUUUUUUGAGUGCUAUUGGUAUUGCAAGUAGUUUUAUUGAAUAAGGAAUAUUGAAAGAUUGCUAUUACAAUUUGAGAAUAAAUGAGUUGUUUUACACUCAGAACUAAUAAUAACUGGUCAAGACAACAAGUAAUUAGAUAAGUGUCUUUGAUUUAAAAAUUGUUAAAUAUGACGUGACAGAUUGAAUAGUACUGAGUGGAAAGUUGUUUUGCGUUGUGAGUGCAAUACCUUACACGUUUUGGUUUUGGGAUCAACAGAAGUGACAUAAUUCUGAUUAGAUGCAGAUGAAUUAUCCACAUGAAGAAAAGGUUUAAGAAAUUCAACACCAAUUAGAAAAGAAAGAUUAAGAGAUAAAAGAAGGCCACACAAAAAGGAAGGAAAAAAAAGAAUCAAGCUCUUAGUGGUUGUCAUUAUCACCAACUACACAAACAAGUGCACAAAAAUCAAAAUACAAAGAACAAAUUUUGAAGCAUACAUUAAUUCAAGUGGCAUAAAAUUUCACACAUAUAAAAAAUGCAUAUGCAAGAAGUAGAAACAGAAACAGAAUAGAAGCACUUUUUCAAUUUAAAAGGCAAAAAAUACAUAAGACUAAUGGGAAUGAAGAGCACUGGGGGAGAAAUAGUUCAAGUUCAAGGAGGCCACAUUGUUAGAUCAACAGGUAGAAAAGAUAGACACAGUAAAGUCUACACCGCGAAAGGACCUCGCGAUCGACGAGUUAGAUUAUCAGCACAUACAGCAAUUCAAUUCUACGAUGUUCAAGAUCGUCUCGGCUACGACAGACCGAGUAAAGCUGUUGAUUGGCUGAUCAAAAAAGCUAAAUCAGCUAUUGACAAACUUGCUGAGCUUCCACCAUGGAAUCCAAUUCCUAAUAAUGUCACAGAAGAGUUACAACAGGAAGAAAAUAAUGCAGGAACAAGGGAUAUGGUUAUUGCAGCAGAAAAUUCAGAAUCUUCUGGUUACAAUUUUCAGCUACAAGACACAGAAAAUCACCAUAACCAUUCAGCUUUCAUUCCUUCAAAUAUUGAUACUGAUGCAAUAGCUUUUUUUCCAACAAGUUCUGCUGCAUCAUCCAUAAACUUUCAAAGCUACCCUUCUGAUAUAAUCUCAAGAACAAACAACUCUAUACAGGAUCUUGGUCUUUCUCUUCAUUCAUUCCAAGACCAUGGAAUGAUGCAUGGACAAUCUCAAGAAGGUGGUAAUCAUCAAACAGGUUCAAAUGACCAUCAUCAAACACUUUUCACUGAUUCAAAUCCUGUUGGAUUUGAGGCUAAUUAUCAUAGGAUUGUGAAUUGGAACAAUGAUGAUCACAGAACUGGAUUCAUGGUUAAUUCAGCUCCAUUUCUUAGCCAAGGUUCUGCAUUUUCCCAUAGGGGGACCCUUCAGUCCAGUUUUUCGCAAUCGCUUCGUCCUUGGAAUGAUAUUCCGAUGGAAACUUCGUCAGUGAAUCAUAAUCAGAAGUCUCAACAGAUUCAACAAGCUUCAAUCUUUGGUAGCAGAUUUCUGUCUGAUGCUUUGCCUGGUUUUUGCAUUCCAGCUAGAAUUCAAGGUGAGGAUGAGAGCCAUGUUGUUGUUUCGGAUAGGCCAUCAUCUUCUUCUAAUUCUCAUCAUUAACCAUAAACAAAUAUCAACUCAAAUCUUCCUUUUUCUAUCAGGGCAGGGGCAAUAUUGUCUACCAGAUAUGAAAACAUGAGAAGAUUAAGAUGGACACAUAUUGAUGAUAAACAAAACUUGUCUUGUUAGAUUCAACUUUUCUGUGGCUUUAUUUAUUUUCUCUCCUUAUUGUAGCCAUUAACAUUGGUGCUUUUUAAAUUUUCAAACAAUUGAAAGUGGGUUUCACUAGUUAAAUCAAUGCUGCUAGAUGUAUUUAAUUACUACUAUGUAUUGUUUCAUGAUAGUUUGCUCAAUUAAUAUAUAGCAUUGAUGUUGA